Molecule: messenger RNA, 990 nt
Organism: Cucumis melo (muskmelon)
Lineage: Eukaryota; Viridiplantae; Streptophyta; Magnoliopsida; Cucurbitales; Cucurbitaceae
Exons: 6
Coding region: 317-718 (133 amino acids)
Source: RefSeq, a predicted model, not a curated record
AAGACUUAAAAGGAAAACUUAAAUUCGAGGUCUGUUCGUUAUUUUUCAAGUCUCACAACACAAACAAGGGAGUCAAUUUUCUCAGCUUUUAGGUGAUGAGAGAUGAAGUCGAUCGUUGCUUGACGUCUAAAUUUCCUGCUUUGUUUAAGGAAAGCGUGUUCUUUUGUUAAUUCAUACGCCACUUCCAUCUCUGAUCCGUCCAAAGCGAGAGAAAUUGCCGUUUCCAUCCAUCCACUCACCUAUUCAUCUGUUUCGGUUAACAAAGUGGAUACUGCGAAUUCGAAGAGUUCAUACUUUCAUAAACACCAGCUUCAGCAUGGAUCCAAAUGGAAAAAUGGACCAGACGGUGCAAUUGGUGAAAUCAGUCUCUGAUAAGCAUCUUGAUCUUUUGAGGCCAUCUGCCCGAAUUUGUUCAAUAUUCAAAGGCCAAGGAAAAGAUGCUCCAGACCACAUAAGGAGCAAAUACACGCUUCUCAGAGAUGUAGAGGAUUCUCAAGUAGGGCUAUAUGACAAGCCUCUCCCGUGUUUUGGCUGCGGCAUAGGAUGGUUUUCUUUCCUCCUGGGGUUUUUUUUCCCACUAAUGUGGUACUAUGCCACGAUUCUCUACUUCUGGAAUGCUCGCAGAGAUCCAAGGGAACGUGCUGGAUUAGCUGCGUCUGCCAUUGCUGCACUUGCAUGUUCGAUCAUCUUGUUAAUUGUGGUAGCUGUUCUUCUAUGAUAGCUCGGCAUACUUGAUCUUUGCCCCUUCAGUCUUGCCAAUGCAAUUUCAACCUGAAUAGGUUUUGUGGAUGUGCAGAUAAAUGAUUAAAGGGUUCUGUUGCUGAUUUUGGUGAUUUCUGCUAUUUUCCAUUGCAAAAGAAAAAAAAAAAAUGCAAAUGUUUAUAAAUCAUAUAUACGUAUAUUUUGCCACCUCUUUCAAAAGAGAGUUGUCGCAUUUGUAAUACACAAAAGAAAACAUAAUACAUAAUUAUAGAUCUCUUUUAUAUUUUA